AUGGACAAUUCGCAGAGACUCCUGGACUAUCUGGGGGAGGCGCCUCCGGGCUUUCCUACCAAUUCAACACACAAAACACCUAACACGACAAACGACCAAUAUAGUUGGAGGCAGAUCAACAGCGUUGGUCAAUGGUCCGAAUUUAUCUACGUCCGUAUUAUCCAGCGUUACGGCACCUUACUUCACCAAGUGCGAGUUGUGAGAGAACCAAUCCCAUACUCUCCUCCACAGCCUAUAAACACCGAGCUGAUGUUCGCUGUCCGUUUCGCUACCUAUGUUCAAAGUCGAUUACGCCAUGCGCUGCGAGCUGGUUUGCAGAACCCUGCACCUCAGCUUGCCAAUAUGUAUCUUACUCCCAUCACAGUUGACACAGGUGAUGCAACCCAGAUUACCAACAGCUUACGACCCGAUAUCUCUUUUUUCCGGGCGGGCAGUACACCCAGCUCGUCCCCAAACCGCUGCCCAGGAUGCCUGAAGGUGUCACGGAAAUGGAGAUCUGACUGGGGCAAAGCAGCGUCGCAUUCAGACCGCACGGAGUAUUUGCAGGUUCUGUCACAGGUCAACUUUUACAUGAAACAGCUCAACACGCGUUAUGGCUUUGUCCUAACUGAUGCUGAAUUGGUCCCUAUUAAGAGACUUGAUGAAGAUGGCAGCCUGUUGGUAGCACAGGCGAUACCAUGGGAAACAGAAGGGCCUGGACGUUUGACCAUUCUUCUGGGGCUUUGGUAUCUCGGGAUGUUGGUGGCGGCGGAUAAUGAAUGGCAGUUUCCAUAG
This is a messenger RNA of Paracoccidioides lutzii Pb01, 774 nucleotides long. RefSeq lists its product as hypothetical. The coding region runs from base 1 to 774 and encodes 257 amino acids. The record is from RefSeq and is a predicted model, not a curated record. The transcript has a single exon.